Molecule: messenger RNA, 1664 nt
Organism: Gekko japonicus
Lineage: Eukaryota; Metazoa; Chordata; Lepidosauria; Squamata; Gekkonidae
Gene: CGRRF1
Product: cell growth regulator with ring finger domain 1
Exons: 6
Coding region: 1-972 (323 amino acids)
Biological process (GO): negative regulation of cell growth
Source: RefSeq, a predicted model, not a curated record
AUGGCCGCCGUGUUCCUGGUGACGGUCUACGAGUACUCGCCGCUCUUCUACAUCGCCGUGGUCUUCGUCUGCUUCCUGGUCACGAGCGGCCUGGUCUUAGGAUGGUUCGGGUGGGAUGUUCCUGUGAUUCUGAGGAACUCGGAGGAUACGGAAUCGAGCGUGAAACUCUGCCAGAAGCAGAUGCGGCAGGUGAAGAACCCAUUCAGCUUGGACGUCGGCAGCCCUGCAGUCGCCUCCCUUGCAAGUGGUGUGACUCUGACGCUCGAUUGUCUGGAAGACUGUCUCCUGACAUGCUACUGGGGUUGCAGCGUGCAAAAACUGCACGAAGCUCUGCAGAAACACGUGUAUUGUUUCCGAAUAAAGACUCCCCAGGUCUUUGAGGAUGCGUUGCAGGACGAAUAUCUUUACCGCCAGCAGUACUGUGUAAAGAAGGGUGACAAACUGGAGAAGCAUUGUCUCUUACCCGAAGAGGCACAACUGACCGAGCUGGGCCCCGUGCCCAGGUCUCGGUACCCGCUGGUAGUGCUGCUGACGUUGGCGGGUGAAGAAGACAGAGAAAUAUAUGAUAUUAUUUCUAUGAUAUCCAUAGUUCACCUUCCGGAUGACAAUUACCGGCUUUCCUGCAGAAUACUCUAUCAAUACCUCCUCCUGGCUCAGGGUCAAUUUCACGAUCUGAAGCAACUCUUCAUGUCUGCCAACAGCACCGGCCCUUCUCUGAGCGGCCCUCCCUCCGGAGAGACGGCCGAGGACCGCGCCCUGCUCGAGAAAGCCGGGCUGGCAGAGGAGGAGGCGGCGCCGGCAGAGGAGAGCAGCAAGGACUGCAUCGUCUGCCAGAACCGGGCCGUCAACUGGGUCUUCCUCCCUUGCCGGCACACCUGCCUGUGCGACGAAUGCGUGACGCAUUUCCAGCACUGCCCGAUGUGCCGGCAGUUCGUCGUGGAGUCCUUCCCGCUCUGCAUCCCCAAGGAGUAAGGACAAGGAAAGCGGGGGCCCUGCGUUGUACGGCCGGAGCUUCCAGAAUAGUCUCUGGCGCAUUCCCCUUGCUUUUUCCCUUCCGCCUGGAGUCUCGUUUGGGGCGGUCCGUCGGUAGGCCGGGAGCGAGACAGGCUCCCCCGAAUGAUGCAUUUGGAAAGAUGGCACCUGGUAUUUUUGGGAAAGCCAAGAAACAACCGGGCAAGGCGCUAUUUGCAACCAUGUCUAUUAAAGGUACAAGGCACAAUAUAUGUGUAACAGCAUCUAAGCAAAAGUAAUCCUAAAUACAAUCAUACCAAAAUUACAAACACUAAUAGUUGAAUUCAGAGGUAAGUAUAAAGAAUCCACUGUACAAAAAAGUACAAAGUUUCAAAGUCCAAGAAGUUCAAUUGACGAAGAUUCCGGACUACUUCUUCGUUUCGAUAAUACACGAAGGCGACGUUCCUGAGGCCGACCGGAGCGAUGCCAAAGGGCAGGCGUUGCAGCCAUGGUGUGUUCAACCAACCGCGGAUGAAGGGGGGACAGCUACGCAUCCCGGGACGCAUGCGUACAUGCUCGCACGCAGCUGUCUUCGUGGGUUAUUCGUAGAAAGAUGUUGUUUCAGCAGAACUGACGCAGAGAGAAUUCACCGGAACAAACGUGGAGCAAUUUAGCAUUGUUAUUUAUUUUAAGAUAAUAAAUACAAAAGCACG